Messenger RNA from Vicia villosa (hairy vetch), 1793 nucleotides. RefSeq lists its product as uncharacterized. Gene Ontology annotation, cellular component: Swr1 complex. Bases 109 to 1440 code for a protein of 443 amino acids. The record is from RefSeq and is a predicted model, not a curated record. Gene Ontology annotation, biological process: chromatin remodeling. Gene Ontology annotation, molecular function: nucleic acid binding; zinc ion binding; nucleosome binding. The transcript has 15 exons. NCBI's taxonomy places the organism in Eukaryota, Viridiplantae, Streptophyta, Magnoliopsida, Fabales, Fabaceae.
UUUUUUUUUUUUUCUGGAAUACUUUCCAGGAAUUUUGUUUCUUCUCCAAUAUUUAUUUUGAAAAGGUUUCUUUCUUCUCCAAUAUUGUUCAGCGCAUUCCGAAAGGAAAUGGCAACUCGAUCGAAUUUUUACAAGAAUCCCUCAAUCUCUUACAACAAAAACUUAAGUCUCUCCUCCGUUCUUCAGAACCUCCAUGCUUACAACAUCGCCACCGGCAACGUCACUUCCGAUGACCAACCGCCUCCUGCUCCCACUCCCACCGCCUCCAUCAAACGUCCCCGCCAUCCCCGGCCUCCGCCAUCCCGUCCUAACCUCCAUAAGGAUGAGGUUGACGAUUUCCCUUCCUCUAUGUCCCACUAUGAUUAUAUUCAAAAGAGAAGGAAGGAAGUUGAUUCGUCUAAGAACUGUGAACGCGUUGAAUUAACUGAAGAUGUUUUGGGAAACCCUAAUUCUGCGGUCCCCUUGGUGGAUUAUGCAAGUGAUGAAAGCGCUUCUUCAGAAUGUGAAGAAACACAUACUCUUCCAAACUCUGGUCACAAACAAGAAUUUAAUGGAGUCAAAAGAAGAAAUGAGCAGCGUUUUCCUGUAUUUGGGGAACCUGUUUGUCUUAUAUGCGGAAGAUAUGGUGAAUAUAUAUGCAAUGAGACAGAUGAUGAUGUAUGUAGCAUGGAGUGCAAAAAUGAACUUUUGGAAAUUCUCAAACUCAAUGAGGGAUCCUACCAUGACCAAGCUAAAGAUUUCUCCUCAUCUAGAAUAAGGGAUGCCGUACCAGUUCCCGUCUUCAGUGAUGAUACCUGGGAUUAUAAUCGGCAUCGCUGGUCAAAAAAGAGAUCUAGUCUUUCCACAUAUGAAUGUUGGAAAUGUCAAAGACCUGGGCAUUUAGCUGAAGACUGUCUAGUAAAGAGUUGCAGUGAGACCACAGCGGGAGGAAGUAAUAGAUCUAGUUCCAUUCCAAAGGAUCUUCUUGGAUUGUAUAAAAGAUGCCACCAGCUUGGUAAAGACUUGUUAGCUGCAAACUGUAAUGCAUGCCACAGCUCAUCGAAUUUGGCCACAUGCAUUGAUUGUAGUAUUGUUCUUUGUGAUGGGGCAGGUCACUUGGAUGAUCAUAUAAAAACACACCCUUCUCAUCAAAAAUAUUACUCACACAAGCUAAAACGUCUGGUUAAAUGCUGCAAGUCAACUUGCAGGGUUUCUGACAUCAAAGAUCUCUUGGUUUGUCACUAUUGCUUCGAUAAAGCCUUUGAAAAGUUCUAUGACAUGUAUACUGCAACAUGGAAAGGAGCUGGGUUUUCAAUGAUAUCAGGUUCUAUAUGUUGUGAAGACCACUUCAUGUGGCACAGGAUGAAUUGUUUGAAUGCAGAUGCAGAAGGAAGUUCAUAUAUUGUAAAAAACAAUGGCCUCAGAGGCAAACCUACGCAACUAAGUGAUUUCAUCUUUUGAUGGUUGAUUCACUUUGAUCCUAAGUUUUGAUCUUUUAAGAUGCUCUUCAAACUAAAUUACAGAACAAUGGGGGUGAAGGUCUUGCUCUGAUCCACAUUCUUUGAUGAUUGACAACUGAGUGGUGGAGAUUUUAAAUGAGGCACUGUUGAAGGUAUAUAGAUCUUUGUUAUAAAAAGUUAGGCUUCUUAGUCCUUCUCUGUAGUCAAACGUAUAGAUCUUAUUCAGGUUGGUGAAAAUUGUUCAAGCUGUUACGGCCAAGAAGUAGAAGCUUACUUGUAUUUCAUUUGAAGUUUCAUCUGGGUUUUUGGCUUACUUGGAUAUGGUCUUUUUAUGAUUAUUCCCUUGAAUUGUGA